AUGACGAACCGCCCGCCAGCGCCGGGGACCUAUGAUCCCAGAGAUUGGAAAUGUCCCAACUGCAAGACAUUGAACUUCAAAAAGCGGAAGAACUGCCUGUCAUGUGCGACGGAGAGACCGCCACAAACCAAAGAUCAAGUCAUGCCUGACUGGCGCACGGGCAAGAAAGACUGCGGAGCCAAUGUGAACGCCGACUGGACUUGCCGUCCUUGCGGCAGAUUCUGGGGCAUGGUCUUAAGUAGCGUGUUUAAGGUGUAUGGUUCAGGAUCAAAGGAUUUAGGCUGCAGGUUUCAGAUGACAGGAGGAAGAAAGCCUACUUUCUCCCAAACAUGGAAUCCCAUUUGGACUGUUAGUUUUUUUUUCAGCUUCUGCACUAGUUUCUGUGGCACAUUGUUCCUUGUCAUUUGUGCAAGGGAGGGUUUUGCAGCCCCAAAAGGUCUUGCAACCGUAAACGCCAAGCCCUGA
Molecule: messenger RNA, 465 nt
Organism: Symbiodinium pilosum
Lineage: Eukaryota; Dinophyceae; Suessiales; Symbiodiniaceae
Source: the annotation of a GenBank genome assembly